Molecule: messenger RNA, 3547 nt
Organism: Haliotis rufescens (red abalone)
Lineage: Eukaryota; Metazoa; Mollusca; Gastropoda; Lepetellida; Haliotidae
Exons: 5
Coding region: 645-1343 (232 amino acids)
Source: RefSeq, a predicted model, not a curated record
CAGGGGCCACUUAACCGCGUACGGCUAUGCGACAAGUGCUGUAAUUCACCUCAGAUAGGUAACCCACCUUAUCGGACUUCCUUAUCGAUUUCUCGAAUAUUAGGCAAGAGACAGAAUUAAGAGCUUUUGAGGACACGAGCUUCAUGGUGAGGAUUAAACCCACCCGUCUAACCACCCAAGGCUUGGUGACACAGUUGUGAUAGCCCAAGGUGAGAGUAGGCCCAUCUGCCGCCAUUCAUCGCAUGUGUCGUGUGUAGGUAAAGGCUACCUACUCUCUACAGGUAAAGCGGGCUGUAUUGCUGGUCGCUGUAGUGUGACUAUACAGUGUUGUUUCCCACAUCACCGUGUGGUAGUGGUGAGUUCGACGUUGAGCGUGGAGACAGUGCUGUUGGUUCACUCGUCACGGAUCUACCAGUGAUUUGUGUCAGUCUAGUGUAUGCUGUUUGACAUGUGGAGAGCGCGGUGAAUAUACUGGAGGAAUACAGUGUACCGUACGACAGUAUCUUCCGGUCCCGGCCAGUUCCCCAUUUCCCAAGAUUCCUCAUCACAAAUGUCAACGUCACAACCCUGAUUUUGAAUCGAUACCAGCGCCAUGCAGCGGCAAAACCGCACCUGUAACAAAAAAUACAGGUGAUAUUAACAGUAUGUACAUCGCCAAUCGAACGUUAUCAGCACUGGAUACGGACGAUUUCGGCUCGUUUUCAAGCCUGGACAACCUGACCCCCCCUCGAGCCAGACCCCUCACCCCCGUCGACAUGUGUCAGGGGUACACAGUCCCUAUCGUGUACAAGGACGAAACAUGGGAGGAGAUAGAGCGAAAGAAGAGGGCUGCCAAUGCGUGUGGGAGCAACUCCACACUAAGUAGCGAGCUUCCAUGGAAAGAGAGAAAAAAUAGGAUAGACAAUGCGUUGUCAUGGUUACGGACGGAACUGGAGACGAUGCGAGUUCAGGACAAGGCGUUGCUUGGACAACUGCAGCGUUGCCAGGAGACGAUUGAGAGUAUUAAACAACAGAGAGCGCUAUGGGAGGAAUGUUCGGAGGAUGAUCUGGAUGAGGGUGAUGAAGACCAUUGGGAAGAUUGGGAAAUAUCAGAGUUUGAGCGGAGUUUUGCAGAGGGGUCAGAGUAUGCGUCGUCGACGUUGUCAAGUAAAGACAGUCGAUCUAGCGGCAGCACGACGACGAGCGGAGUGUCCAGUAUGGCGUCACAACGGUCAGACAGAUCAGAUAGAUCAGAGAAGUCAGAAAAGUCGCCCAGCAUGUACCAGUUCUCUUCCCAGAAUCCAACUUCAAAAGUGUCAAGGACAAACUCGUACUUCCGGCAAGACCUCGAGGUCACUGUGUGAAAACGGUUGUGAUGGUUGUUGAGUGUACUUAAUGUGUUGACUGUGAUGUGAUUGGACAUCCUGCAUUUCGCUUCCAAUUGAGGAUGAAUCACGUUGAUUCUUACCGACUGGACACCUUCAAGUUUGGUGCACAACUAAAAUGUGAUAGUGGAAGUCAUUGUGUGCUUGUUCAGCUGUGAUGAUAUAUGAACAUGUGCGGGCGUGUUUGCAAAGCAUAAUGUGCUAGACACUGCGGCUAAGUGGCGCUGCAACGUCACGUGACUUAGCAUUACCCACACGAAGGUGCUACAAUAACCAUAUUGGUACCGCACGAGGCUGUCGCAGUGGAAUAAGUGCAUCAAAACAAACGUUAUCGACAGCGUUGUAGUAAGACAAUUUGGGAGAAGAUUCGUCAAGCAAAUCAAAGUGUGGUUUUGUGAAUGUGUGAAAGAAAACAUAAGAGACACGGUUUGAACGUUUGAUCAACGUUUACCAGGUCACGGUCGAAGCUAGUGACCUUUAGUAUGAAGGGCGGCAUUUAUUAGUUUUGAAUUGUUAAACCACGAUCACAAUAUCAUGGAACGGACGCGAGACAUAUCUAGUUUUUGUUUCUUUUUGUACAACUCUCCCAUGACAUGCUUCCAACUGCAAUACAGAAGUGUAUAUGUAUAUAGCCUUUAUACCCAGUCCUAUCCGGUGUGUUAUUGCCAAUAGCUCCAGUGAAUAACAUCUUUCUCAUUUCAAUAAGAAGGGUUAUGAUAAAGUAUUGAUGGGCCACUAAACCCGGUAGCUAUAAUUCUGAUCCCGUUAACUCUACCUUGUCCGUCUAUUGUUUAAAGGUAGUAAACAUACAUUUAUAUUUUUAACUCACGGUCAAAUGUCAAUUUCAACUUUGUAUUAUGACACUCGAUCCAAAUAUAGCAAACCACAGUGUGGCAGACAUUGUGAUGACAUUAAUCGUCCAAUUAAACAUUCAACCUUGAGGAAGACCAUGCAGAUGAUUCCACAAACUAGGAAGAACACAUAUAUAUAUUCAGUAUUUCCUUUAUCAAACUGUACUACCUCCAUUAUCACUUCCCGUCGUGUACAUACACUGUAUCGCAGGUUAUGUUCAUAGUCCUGGAUCUGCGCGGGGGAUAUUUCACGAGGAUAAGGCUGUUAAUCAAACAGGUUCAUAUUACAUAUUGACCGAAAAAGAUUAUGAUAGGCUAUGGUUGGUAACGCUUUCGUGUGGAGAUUUAUACAUAUUCAGACACGUGUACAACUGUUAAAACUGUCUCAGAAUAAUAGGUUGAUAUUAACACACGACGUCAAGGGCUUGUGAUGUAACGACACAACCAACACUAAGGGAAGAUCGUUUGGUGAAAUAAAAUGUUACUUUUUGCCUACAAGUAUAUGUCGCAAUGGAAAAAAUGACCGUAAGUUACGUUAUUUGAAAUGUAAAAUGAUAUUUGUCAUCGAUUUCAUAAUAUAGUGUAAAUAAUAUGAAAUAUAGUGUAUGUAAUAUGUCGCGUGCAACCAAGAAACAUGUAAUAAUGAGACGAAGGGAAUGUACAUGAACAUCAUGCGAUACAAAAGACACGCGAGUUUUCGCCCACCUGUCACAAGUUUUCAAUUGUUAUGAAGAUGGUACAAACUUGUUGAUUCAGAUUCAGAUUCAGUUUCUUCACAGAAAAACCACCACCGGUGGUACAUGAGCAGUUACAGAUAUAUGUAUGAACAGACAGAACAAUGUUGCAGAAGAAACCUGGCACAUGGACACCGGUUCUCGUGAAUUAGCGGACAUUUGCAACGUGAAUCUCGACAAUCGAUGUGUUGUAUAUAUUGUACAUGAUCCGACAGUGCUAAGCGCUUGCGCCUGGUGUUUCAUAACAGUCGAAUUGUUUAGACAAGCUAAGCUUUCAAAAAUGAUCAAGAUUUGAUUUGGAAUGGCAAGUAUCUGUGUCCACAUACCAGGCAUAAAUUCGUGCUAUUUAGUGCAUGCAUUAUUGUUGGACCUAAUAUGUCUUUGAUUUUGGGGCCGAGCACGUCUGUCCCUUCAGAAGGUCUCUGAACGGUGUUGGUGGGAUUCAAGGCAACAAAACCACUAUACUAAUGAAGUCGUUCCUUGCCUUUUCAGAAUUGAGACUUGAUUCUAAUAAAAAGGUCAAAUUGUUCUUCGAUAUUACUGGAACUUUAUAUUUUAUGUUAUGUGCAUUGUACAGUAAAGCGCCUGUUGAAAGUUA